Messenger RNA from Tribolium castaneum (red flour beetle), 1198 nucleotides. Its product is annotated as mesoderm induction early response protein 1. The transcript has 2 exons. Gene Ontology annotation, cellular component: nucleoplasm. The record is from RefSeq and is a predicted model, not a curated record. Lineage: Eukaryota; Metazoa; Arthropoda; Insecta; Coleoptera; Tenebrionidae. Gene Ontology annotation, molecular function: histone deacetylase binding; transcription corepressor activity. The coding region runs from base 233 to 1138 and encodes 301 amino acids. Gene Ontology annotation, biological process: negative regulation of transcription by RNA polymerase II.
AUUUGGCGCCCUCCCUCUUGUUUAUAACCUCAAAACCUUCUUGUAAUUCUACAUAACCACAAAUUUAUUUAUUUUUUAUGAUAAGAUUUACGAUAGUGCAAUAAAUAAAUACAGUUUUUGUCAACUUUUAAGUCUCUUUUAUUAUUUUGUAGUAGAAUUUAUGUAAGAACCGAGUGAAAAACCCGUUUGAGCCAAAAAAUGCGCCUUUUCGGCACGAAAUAAGGGCGGAAUAAUGGCAGAGGCUCCAUUUUCGGACGAAGACAGCGGCCCCUCAAUCAAAUUCUUCAGCUGUUCGAGUUUCACAAACGGCGAUGAGAACCAACAAAAGUCCGACUUUCAGUCAAUACUAGAAGAUAAUUUAGUGCCUUCAGAGGAUAGCCCCAAAGCCAAUGGAAGUGCGAUAUAUCCCGAACAAAUUGAGCAACAAAUCGUGGAAUCCCUGGACCAACUUUCAACAAAAUCCGACCAGAAUUCAGACGAGGACGAUAGUGAGUCUGACGAACAGUUUCGCAAGAAAGCCCGCGUCGGAAACCACUACCAGGCCCGCAUUCCGAAGUAUUUGAGCGACUUUAGCGACUAUACGAAGGAGGACGAGCUUCUGUGGGACCCAUUUAUCAUAGACUCAGAAAGUGUGGAAAAUUUCCUUAGGCGGAUCUCCUCAAUCACAAAACUCCUGCUCCCGAUGGGGACGCACUUACGGGACGAUGAGGAGGCUUUGUACAUUUUGCAGAAGCAUAGGCACAACGUUGAGAGCGCCUUCGAGGACCUCAGCGCCAAUCAGACCAAAAAUCCGGACAAGAUGAGUGUUUGGAGUGAGGAGGAGUGUCGAAACUUUGAGAAGGGUCUUCUGAGUUUCGGGAAGAAUUUUUUUCUGAUUCAGAAGUACAGAGUUACCACUCGACACGUGGGUGAAUUAGUGCAAUUCUACUAUUUGUGGAAGAAGACGGAACGGUACGAUUUGUUCGCAAAUCGGAUGAGAAGUGGCAAGAAAAAAUAUGCGUUAAAUCCGGGAAUUUCCGAUCUCAUGUGUCGCUAUAUGGGGAGACAGUCACGGGGGCUGGAGACUGUGGGGGCCGAUGUGCAAUUUAUUGUGACGGACGCGAGGAAAGACGUCGCCCAAGAGAACUCUCAGUAUUAAAAUCACGUUUUUGUGAUUUAAUAUUGACUAUGUUAAUGUGAACCGUUUUUUCUUUUUUUU